AUAUAGCCACCGAACACCUACUCUGUCAAGGUUGUGCACUGCUGGUCAGUCCUUCCAAAAUGGCAGUUUUGAGACAGUUUGGGCUGCUCGUCUGGAAAAACUACAUUCAGCAGAAACGUCAGAUUUUGGUCACCCUCGUGGAAAUCGCCUUGCCCUUGCUUUUCUCCGCCAUCCUCAUCGUUCUGCGUCAGAAAGUGCCCUUCACCAACUAUCCGAACGCCACUCAUUAUGGGAGCUUCUCUGUGGACCAUCUCCCCCCACAUUUCUUCUUCAGCCAGUUGCAGCUGGCCUACGUACCAGGCAACUCCAGUGUUGUGCGGCAGGUGGCUGAAGACGUGCAGCACAGCCUUGGUGCCUAUUCCAUCGGCUCUGUUCGUGGCUUCGAGACAGAAGAGCAGUUUGAACAUUUUGUGAAGACAGAUUCUCAGUCAGCCCAGAUCUUGGCUGCUGUUGUCUUUGAACACACCUUUAACCAAGAUGACGAACCACUUCCACUGCAGGUUCACUAUCACCUUCGCUUCACGUACAGUCCCCGCAAUGCCCCAGCCAGAGAGAAGUCAGAGCUGAACCCCAACAAUGACAUGGACUGGCACACCGGCAGUCUGUUCCCCCUGUUUCAGCUUCCUGGCCCCAGAGAGCAGCAUGAGCCCUGUGGGGGCACUCCAGGAUAUUACAGAGAAGGCUUCCUGGCCGUACAGCAUGCAGUGGACAGGGCUAUCAUGAAGGCAUACAACCACACUGCUGCAUCCAACCUCUUCUCCCAGACCCGUGUGGUGCUGAGUCGGUUUCCCUACCCAGCCUUCAUCUACGACGUCUUCAUCCUCGCCAUUCAGAACCAACUGCCCCUGCUCCUGGUGCUCAGCUUCACCUACACUUCCCUCAAUAUCACACGUGCUGUGGUGCAGGAGAAGGAGAGAAAGCUCAAGGAAUACAUGCGUAUGAUGGGCCUCAGCAACUGGCUACACUGGAGUGCCUGGUUUCUCAUGUUCUUCCUCUUUCUCUCCAUCUCCAUCUUCUUUGUCACUCUGCUCUUUUGUAUCAAGGUGAGCCCAAACGGAGCAGUUCUGACCCACAGUGAUCCUACCUUGGUGUUUUUCUUCCUGCUGGUCUUUGCGGUGACUACCAUUAACUUCAGCUUCAUGAUCAGCGUCUUCUUUUCUAGAGCUAAUGUGGCAGCAGCAACAGGAGGCUUCAUUUACUUCCUGAGUUACCUGCCAUAUGUGUUCCUGUGGCCUCGUUAUGACCUGCUGUCUCACGCUCACAAAGUGUCUGCCUGCCUCAUCUCCAAUGUCGCCAUGGCCAUGGGAGCCCAGCUCAUCGGCAUGUUCGAGGGCAAAGGCACUGGUAUUCAGUGGUCGAACCUGUUUGAACCAGUCACUGUGGACGAUGACUUCUCUCUGGCCCAGGUUCUGGGUUUGCUGUUGCUGGAUGCCAUACUCUAUGGCCUGGUGGCCUGGUAUGUGGAGGCAGUGUUCCCAGGAGAGUAUGGAGUGCCACUGCCUUGGUACUUCUUCCUACUGCCCUCCUAUUGGUGUAGCAGCCCCCGUGUUGCCCUGCUGAAGGAGAAGGAGGAAGAGGAGGAUGCGGAGAAGGCGCUUAAGGGCGAGUUCAUGGAAGAAGAACCAGCGGGCCUGGUCUCAGGGAUCAAAAUCAAACACCUCGCAAAGGCUUUCAAAGUGGGUAACAAGACCAAGGAGGCGGUUAGGGAUCUGACUUUAAACAUGUUUGAAGGCCAGAUCACUGUUUUACUUGGACACAAUGGAGCUGGCAAGACUACAACCCUGUCUAUGUUAACUGGCCUCUAUCCUCCCACCAGUGGCCGAGCCUACAUUAAUGGCUAUGACAUUUGCCAAGACAUGGUCCUGAUUCGUCGCAGUCUGGGCCUGUGCCCUCAACACGAUGUUCUCUUCGACAAUCUCACAGUUGAGGAACACCUUCUCUUCUACACUCAGCUGAAAGGGUAUCCUCGGGAAAAGAUCCCGGAGGAGGUGGAUCGGAUUAUCCGUAUCCUGAACCUGGAAGACAAACGGAAAGCUCGCUCAAAAACAUUGUCAGGAGGAAUGAAACGCAAGCUGUCUAUCGGCAUCGCCCUCAUCGGAGACUCUAAGGUGGUGAUGCUGGACGAGCCCACCUCGGGCAUGGACCCCUCGGCACGCAGGGCCACCUGGGACCUCCUGCAGGGGGAAAAACGAGGCCGCACCAUCCUCCUCACCACGCACUUCAUGGAUGAAGCCGACUUGCUUGGAGACCGCAUCGCCAUCAUGGCCAGCGGAGAGCUCCAGUGCUGCGGCUCCCCUCUUUUCCUCAAGAACAAAUAUGGUGCUGGCUACCACAUGGUGAUUGUGAAGGAUGCGCUUUGUAACGUGUCUGAGAUCACACGUCUCGUCAAUAUGUACGUACCCAAUGCUGCUCUGGAGAGCAGUGCUGGAGCUGAACUCUCCUACAUCCUGCCUAAAGAAAGCACCAGUCGGUUUGAACUACUUUUUGCUGAGCUGGAAAUGAACAGAGAGGAACUAGGCAUCGCCAGCUAUGGUGCUUCAGUCACCACAAUGGAAGAAGUCUUCCUCAGGGUGGGGAAACUGGUCGAUUCCAGUUUGGACAUCCAGGCCAUCCAACUCCCUGCUCUGCAGUACCAGCAUGAGCGGAGAUCUCAUGACUGGACCAUGGAUGACACGAGCAGUAUCAGUGGUCUGACCGACGUGACGGACUUCACCGACAGUGGCACGCUGAUUUCAGAGGAUUGCUCCAACAUCAAACUCAACACAGGCGCCAGACUGUACAUGCAGCAGUUCUACGCUAUGUUCCUGAAGAGGGCGCUGUACAGCUGGCGGAAUUGGAAGGUGAUGGUGGCUCAGUUUCUGGUCCCUCUCAUCUUCACCGUGAUCUCUCUGAUAGUGGCGCGGACUUUCCCCGGACGCCGCAUCACCCCCCAACUCGGCCUCACUCUGACUCGCUACGGCCCCACUGACGUCCCCGUGGCUUUGGACGCCAAUGCUGGACCUCUGGCAACAGCCCUCGCCGAAGCCUACGCCUCACAGCUCACUGCCCAACAAGCUAAACCCAGAACCAAUAUAACAGACUUCUCUGAAUAUGUGCUAUACAAUGCUAAGAGGGAAGGAGGACCCUUCAACGAACACUGUGUGGUGGGAGCUGCUUUCAGGGGUAAAACCAGGAAAUUUGCUGAGGUGACGGCCUACUUCAACAACCAAGGCUACCACACCCCUGCCACGGCUCUCAUGCUGGCGGACAAUGCCCUCUACAAACUGCUGGCAGGGCCCAAUGCCUCCAUCCACGCUGGAAACUAUCCCAUGCCCCGCAAUAUGUCGGAGAUUGCCCAGAGCCAACUCAGCGAAGGUCAAACAGGUUUUGCCAUAGCUAUAAACCUGAUGUACGGCAUGGCAUCUCUGUCUAGUACUUUCGCUCUGCUUCUGGUCACCGAACGUGCCAUCAAGUCGAAGCACGUACAGCUGGUCAGUGGCGUCUACCCGUCCAACUUCUGGUUUUCUGCCCUCCUGUGGGACCUGGUGAACUUCCUCAUGCCCUGUAUGCUUAUGCUGGUGGUGUUCCGCGUGUUUGCGGUGAAGGCGUUUGUGGAGGAGAACCACCUGGUGGAUGUUCUCUUGCUGUUGCUGUUAUAUGGAUGGGCUAUCAUCCCCCUCAUGUACCUGCUUAGUUUCCUCUUCUCGUCUGCCGCCACCGCGUACACGCGUCUCACCAUCUUCAACAUCAUCAGCGGCACGGCCACCUUCCUCGCCGUCACAAUAAUGACCAUCCCAGAGCUCCAUCUCCAACACCUCUCUCAUAUCCUCGACAAAGUCUUUCUGCUGUUCCCCAACUACUGUCUGGGCAUGUCAUUCAGUCAGUUCUACCAGAAUUAUGAAACCAUCUCCUUCUGUAUGUCCAGCAAACUGGCAGAGACCAUCUGUGAUCUCUAUAACAUCACAUAUCAGACAAACUACUUCUCCAUGAGUGAGCCAGGAGUGGGCCGAUUCCUAGUGGCCAUGUCCCUGCAGGGCCUGGUCUUCAUCAUUCUGCUUUUCGUUAUUGAACUCCUGGGUGUGCGUACCUUCUGCACUGUAUUCAGCAGACGCAAGAAGGUGAGAACAGAGGACAAAUCUGCUGCAGCCAUGCAGCAAGAAGACAGGGAUGUGGCUGAGGAGAGAAAGAGGGUUUUGGAGUGCCAGCCUGUGGUAGAGUCCAUGGUGGGCAGCCCUCUUAUACUGCAAGAACUGACCAAGGUGUACACCAGUGGCCAGUCCUUGCUGGCAGUGGAUCGGCUGUCCUUGGCUGUGGGGAAAGGAGAAUGUUUUGGCCUCCUUGGCUUUAAUGGAGCCGGGAAGACCACCACUUUCAAAAUGCUGACAGGAGACGAAUCGGUGAGCUCAGGGGACGCGUUCAUUGACGGCUACAGUAUCCUAAGAGACAUCAAGAAGGUGCAGCAGCGCAUUGGUUACUGUCCUCAGUUCGACGCUGUGCUGGAUCACAUGACUGGACGCGAGACCCUGAGCAUGUACGCCAGGCUGAGGGGCAUUCCAGAAAAGUACGUGUCUGGCUGCGUGGAGAACGUCCUGCGUUCGCUGCUGCUGGAGCCCCACGCUGAUAAACUUGUUCGCAGUUACAGUGGAGGCAACAAGAGGAAGCUUAGCGCCGGCAUGGCUCUGAUUGGCGGCCCACCCGUCAUCUUCCUGGAUGAACCGUCCACUGGUAUGGAUCCGGUGGCCAGACGGCUGCUUUGGGACGCCAUAACUCGGACCAGAGAAUCUGGGAAAGCCAUAGUAAUCACCUCACACAGCAUGGAAGAGUGUGAAGCCUUGUGCACUAGGUUGGCAGUGAUGGUAAAUGGGCAGUUUAAGUGCUUGGGCAGUCCUCAGCACCUCAAGUGUAAAUUUGGCAGUGGCUACACGCUGCUGGCUAAAGUUCGCUCUGACCCAGAGAUUGAAGAUACAGAAUUACACCUAUUUAAAGAGUUCAUAGAAAGCACUUUCCCAGGAAGUUUACUGAAAGAUGAACAUCAGGGUAUGGUACACUACCACUUGACUGAAAAAAGCCUCACAUGGGCACAGGUGUUCGGGACCCUGGAGGCAGCCAAAGAGAAGUAUGGCAUUGAGGAUUACUGUGUGAGUCAAAUCUCUCUGGAACAAGUGUUUCUCAGCUUUGCCCAGUUCCAGCAUUGCUCAGAGAGCUGCCGGAAUUGAAAAGGAGAGGGCAAGAGAUAAGACUAUUGGCUUUCUUUUUGUGCCCUGUGAAAAUCCUGGCCCAACGAAAUCUCUUCUGGAAGUCUCCAGGGAGUUAAGCUCAGGUGUCCAUCUCUACACACACACACACACACAGAUACACACCUACAUACAUACACACACCUACAUAUAUACACACACAUGCACAUACACACCCAUAUGUACACAAACACCCACAAACUCACAGGCCUCAACUGUGAAGAGUUGGAGCACUCCUAUAUUUGACAUCAUUACAAACACGGUGCU
Molecule: messenger RNA, 5480 nt
Organism: Chanos chanos (milkfish)
Lineage: Eukaryota; Metazoa; Chordata; Actinopteri; Gonorynchiformes; Chanidae
Gene: abca3b
Product: ATP-binding cassette, sub-family A (ABC1), member 3b
Exons: 31
Coding region: 60-5195 (1711 amino acids)
Biological process (GO): lipid transport; transmembrane transport
Cellular component (GO): membrane; intracellular membrane-bounded organelle
Molecular function (GO): ATP hydrolysis activity; ATP binding; lipid carrier activity
Source: RefSeq, a predicted model, not a curated record